Molecule: messenger RNA, 1821 nt
Organism: Oncorhynchus gorbuscha (pink salmon)
Lineage: Eukaryota; Metazoa; Chordata; Actinopteri; Salmoniformes; Salmonidae
Product: hsp90 co-chaperone Cdc37-like
Exons: 1
Coding region: 105-1268 (387 amino acids)
Biological process (GO): protein stabilization; protein folding
Cellular component (GO): cytoplasm
Molecular function (GO): protein kinase binding; heat shock protein binding; protein-folding chaperone binding
Source: RefSeq, a predicted model, not a curated record
UCAACAGGACCAAAGUUGACAUUUUUCUCUUUUUUUUUCACGUUAUUUCCAUUUCGUGUGCCGUUGUUGCGUGGACUUCCCGCGGAAAGAGAAGGAGCGAGAAGAUGACGUCCAGGACUAUUGAUUACAGUGUGUGGGACCACAUCGAAGUAUCGGAUGACGAGGACGAGACUCACCCCAAUAUCGACACGCCGAGCCUCUUCCGAUGGAGGCAUCAGGCGCGUGUGGAGAAACAGGUGGCCUUCGAGGAGAAAGGAGAGGAGCUGGAGAGGAACAUGGCAGAGUGUAAGAGACGUCUGGAAGAGGUGCAGUACAGAGUGAAGGAGUUAGAGGAGGAAGGAAAGAAGGAGGGAGAGGAGGAGAGGAAGACGGCGCUGAGCAAGGCCCAGGCCGAGGAGAAGAAAUACAGAAAGGAUCAACGCUUGUGGGAGAAGAAGAUGGAGGAACACCGGAGAGAGGAGAAAAAGAUGCCUUGGAACGUUGACACGCUCAGCAAAGAGGGAUUCAGCAAGAGUAUUUUGAACAUCAAACCGGAAGUGACCGAAGAGACGGAGGAACAGAAGGAGGAGAAACACCAGACUUUUGUAGAUAAACACAAGAAAGAGAUCAAACACUUUGGGAUGCUUCGGCGUUGGGAGGACAGUCAGAAGUACCUGUCUGACCACCCUUACCUGGUGUGUGAAGAGACGGCUAACUUCCUGGUCAUCAUGUGUAUCGACCUGGAGGUGGAUGAGAAACAUGGUUUGAUGGAUCAGGUAGCCCAUCAGACCAUAGUGAUGCAGUUCAUCUUAGAGUUGGCUAAGAGCCUGAAGAUCGACCCUCGAGGAUGUUUCAGAGAGUUCUUCCAAAAGAUCAAGACUGCCGACCAGCCCUAUCAGGAGGCCUUUACUGAUGAGCUGGAGUCCUUUAAAGAGAGAGUUCGAGGCAGAGCUAAGAUCAGGAUACAAAAGGCUAUGGAGGAGUAUGAGGAGGAGGAGAGACAGAACAGACUGGGGCCAGGUGGACUGGACCCUGUGGAAGUCUACGAUACUCUGCCAGAGGAAAUGAAGAAGUGUUUUGAUGAUAAAGACAUCUCAAUGCUGCAGGAAGCUAUCAGCAAGAUGGACCCCAUGGAGGCAAAGGGCCACAUGAAGAGGUGUAUUGACUCAGGACUCUGGGUUCCCAACGCCAAUACCGACAACGAAGAGGACAAAGAAGAAGACGAGGAAGAGGACAAAGAAGAUGAGGAAGAGGCAGAGAAGGAGGGAGAGGCGGAGGAGGAGAAAUGACUCUGUCAUGAAUUGAACCCUUCCUUUAGACUUUUGACCUUUUCAGACCUAGCUACACCCUUUACUAGCGUUAGCUUGUCUUAUUGAAAACAUGCUGUGAAGAUGCUAACUUCCCUAGCGUUAAUUGGGCUAGUAUCGCUAGCAUUAGCCUGACCCAUUGAAAACCUGCUCCGGGCCAGUAUUUACAAAGAGUCAGCUCUAGGAUCAGAUUCCCCUCUCCAAUCCUGACGUUAACCAUUUGUGGAAAAUGUUAAACUUCAUCCUGCUCCAGUUUCUACCCAUAGUCCCUUUCUCCAUGACCCCAUCUUUAUAUUAACCCUCCCCCCACCUCACUUCUACCCAUAGUCCCUUUCUCCAUGACCCCAUCUUUAUAUUAACCCUCCCCCCCACCUCACUUCUACCCAUAGUCCCUUUCUCCAUGACCCCAUCUUUAUAUUAACCCCCCCAUCUCACUUCUACCCAUAGUCCCUUUCUCCAUGACCCCAUCUUUAUAUUAACCCCCCAUCUCACUUCUACCCAUAGUCCCUUUCUCCAUGACCCCAUCUUUAUAUUA